GAAAGGAUCCUGAACCAGGAAGUCCCGAGAGUUAACAUGGCUUCGAAAGAACAGGUCGAGAGUUUAACCGAGGAGGUAAUUUGUCCCAUCUGCCUGGAUUUCUUCACCGAGCCGGUGUCACUGGAGUGUGGUCACUACUUCUGCCGCUCCUGUAUCACACGGUGUUGGGAAAGGGAGGAGAGAAACUUCUGCCCGGAAUGUAGAGAGGAGUUUGCAGACCGCAGCCUCACGGUCAAUCGGGUUUUAGCAAAUCUGUCUGAGAAAGUUCGAAAACUAAACCUGAAUCCGAAAGAGAAGGAAAGUAAACUUCGCUGCGAGGAACAUGAGGAAGAACUGAAGCUGUUCUGUGAGACGGACAAGACACUGAUCUGUCUGAUCUGUAGAGAUGCACUGGAACACAAGUCUCACAACUUCAUGCCGAUUAAAGAAGCCGUUAAAAUUUACAAGGAUCGGGUUAAAUCUUCCUUAGACUCUCUCACAAAAAAGAAAUCAGACUUUCAGGAAAUGAAGCAGGAACAGAAAGAGAAGAUUGCUGGAGUUCGGGAACAGUCACAAAGCGUUCAGUCUCACAUCACAUCCCAGUUUGCUGAACCGCGCCGGAUUAUCACCGAGAAAGAGCAGCACGCGCUCCGAGAUCUCAGGGAAGAAGAGGAGAGGAUUCUAAAUCCAAUGGAGAAAAAUCUUCAAGUAAUUCAAGAGAAUUUAAAUUCCAUCCAGGAAGAAAUCUCAAAGUUACAGGAACAGAUGGAUCAACAAGACAAUAUCAUAUUCCUCAUGAUGCUGGGGCCAAAACAACACUCACAACACGCUGGAGGAACUCAGCAGGUCGGGCAGCAUCCAUGGAAAAGAUCGGUCGACGUUUCGGGCCGGAACCUUUCGUCAGGACUGAAGAGGGAAGGAGUGGUCUCCAGCCCCUCGGAGGAAGCUCGUCGGAAGAGAAGGAUCAGUGACAAUAGCCGGGCAUUGUCAGUGAGAGGUGGUGCCCUACUGGUUGAAAAAUUCGAUCACCCCUAUUUGCUUGACAUAGUGUCGGAAGAAGUGAUUGACAGCAUUAAACAAGUCUCUGUCACCCUGGAUGUGGAAACGGCGAGUCCGUGGCUCGAGGUGUCUGAGGAUCGGAAGAGUGUGAGACGGACCGGGACCCGGAGGGAUCUCCCUGACACCGGGAAGAGGUUCACAGUCUGGCGUUGUGUGCUGGGAUCGGAGGGAUUCACAUCGGGGAGACAUUACUGGGAGGUGGAGGUGACGGGGAAUCGGCGCUGGGGUCUGGGAGUCGCCGCAGAGUCUGUGGAGAGGAAGGGACGGGUCACACGGAGUCCGGGGACCGGAUUCUGGAUCAUCGGGCGGGUUAAUGACGAGAUGUGGGUUCUCACCUCCCCUGAGUCCCGUCUCCCUGCCGGUCCCUUCCCCGGGAGGGUGGGAGUUUAUCUCCGUUACCAGUCCGGGACAGUUUCAUUUUACAACGCGGAGACCAAGUCCCAUCUCCACACCUUCACUGGGAAUAAAUUCACGGAGAAACUUUAUCCUUACUUCGUGACUGUAUAUCCAAACGAGUGGCUGAGAAUCUGCUCCGGAUCCUCUCCGGGUCUGUAAACGGGUCGGGUCCGGGACCGGCGUCAGGAGUAAGUCAGUGUAAAUAUAAAUGUGCGGAGAGUGAAAUAAACACGAUGUGAGAAUUAUCGAUCCAUUAAUUUUAACUCGUUCACCGCAUCCGUCAACGGAACAGAAGCACCGCGGAUUCAGCAGUAGCCGCGGGC
Messenger RNA from Mobula hypostoma (lesser devil ray), 1757 nucleotides. Its product is annotated as nuclear factor 7, brain-like. Gene Ontology annotation, biological process: protein ubiquitination. Gene Ontology annotation, cellular component: cytoplasm. The record is from RefSeq and is a predicted model, not a curated record. Lineage: Eukaryota; Metazoa; Chordata; Chondrichthyes; Myliobatiformes; Myliobatidae. Bases 37 to 1593 code for a protein of 518 amino acids. Gene Ontology annotation, molecular function: zinc ion binding; protein binding; ubiquitin protein ligase activity. The transcript is spliced from 7 exons.